Messenger RNA from Fomitiporia mediterranea MF3/22, 1886 nucleotides. RefSeq names its product MFS general substrate transporter. Gene Ontology annotation, biological process: transmembrane transport. NCBI's taxonomy places the organism in Eukaryota, Fungi, Basidiomycota, Agaricomycetes, Hymenochaetales, Hymenochaetaceae. The record is from RefSeq and is a predicted model, not a curated record. The transcript has 15 exons. Gene Ontology annotation, molecular function: transmembrane transporter activity. Bases 1 to 1776 code for a protein of 591 amino acids.
AUGGCUGAUACUCCAGGCAGUGCUGCGAGUCGAACGCUCGCGGGCGAGCACGAGCAUGAGACACCCUACGAGCAUGAAACACCUUUCGAGCACCUUGCAAUCCAACGUGUUAAUUCUGUCCAUGAAAUUGUUGAUGCGCGACUGAGCUUGGAUUCGCGACCGUCUCCUCGAGAACUUGAGGAAAGCUUUUCACAGAUCGUAGUCAGAGCCUUGUCUAUAGAGCUUGAGCGUUCCCACGACCAGCACAGGAAGCAGUCAAAGGAGCAGCAAUCAAAGGAGCCCCAAUCAAAGGAGCCCCAAGGAGAUGACAACCUCAAGAAAGAGAAAGAUGCUAGUGCCGCUAUAAACACCCGUUCCACUGAAUCGGAGGAAAUACUAUAUGUUGAUUGGGAGGAAAGGGAUCCUCGCAACCCGGAGAAUUACUCACGGGCACGAAAAUGGGCCAUCACCAUCGUUGCUUCUGGCUUAACGGGACUUGUUGCGGCCGCGGCUUCUACCUACUCGAUAGGAAGUGCCUCAAUGAUCCGGGACUUGAAUUGUACACAACUUCAAGCAAGUGUCGGGCUCAGUGUGUAUGCACUAGGAUUUGCUGUCGUGCCUCUCGUCCUUGCCCCACUUAGCGAAGAACUCGGUCGCCAGCCGCUCUAUGUCGUUACAACGUUUAUCCUGCUCUUGUCACAUAUCGGUGUAGCCCUAGCUAAAAAUAUUCAGACGGUCAUUGUCUUACGAUUCAUCGCCGGAGCCGCGGGUUCUACUGGCUCAACGAUGGUCGGAGGUACCGUAGCGGAUAUUUGGGCUCCACAUGAACGAGGUCUGCCAAUGGCAGUAUUUUCGAUAGCUGCCGUAAGUUCCACAGGUACUGGCCCUGUAUUCGCUGGCUGGAUCGAAAUGAAUAGACAUCUGGAGUGGCGUUGGAUACAAUGGAUCCAUUUAAUGGUGACAGGCGUGAUGUUUGUAGCUGUGGUCUUGAUCAUGAAGGAAACGCGAUCAUCAGUGCUUUUGACGAGGCUUGCAAGGAAGAUUCGGAAAGAGACUGGGGACAAUCGCUAUCGGGCUCGCAUUGAAGAUGAACGAGGAAGCUUGCGCUCUUUGAUCCUGGUUUCCUGUACCAGGCCUGUCCAUCUGUUAGUCACAGAACCUGUCGUUACCUCAUUUAGCUUAUGGGCCGGCUUCGCGUGGGGCAUUCUAUAUGUAUUUCUCGAGUCAAUUGCACCAGCAUUUGAGCAGCUACACCACUUCAACAUCGGAGAAGUCGGUACUGUAUAUGUAACGAUCCUAAUCGGAUCGGUCUUUGGAUAUUUUACGAACGUUUUCUACCAGGAGAAAAUAUACGCAAAGAAAUUUGAGUCCCGAGGACACGAGGCACGAUUGUACUCCUCGUGUGCGGCAGGUGUACUCUUUCCUGCGUCAAUGUUUAUAUAUGCCUGGACGUCCCUGGCACAUGUACACUGGAUCGCAAUGUGCAUCGCGAUCACCCUAUGCAUAUGGUCAAUCUUUAUGAUUUAUCUCGCAGUCUUUACAUACCUUGCCGAUUGUUACGGUCCAUUUGCGUCCUCUGCUUUGGCAGGACAGAGUCUGAGCCGCAACCUGGCAGCAACAAUUUUUCCGCUUUUCACAAUACAGAUGUACAAUGCACUCACGUUCAAAUGGGCGAAUACGCUAUUUGCCUGUCUUGCCUUGCUUAUGAUGCCUAUCCCAUUUAUCCUCUUCCGAUGGGGUCCUCAGAUCCGCGCGCGAAGCAAGUUUGCAAGUAAAGUGCCCGCGUUUGGCUCAUAAUGAGCCUAGGGAACUUGUUAAGUUCGGCUAGUCGCGCGCAAGUCGGUGGCACAUAAGAUAUCAACAGUCCUGGAUCACCUACAUUGACCUCGAUUAUUUCAUUAAUUCCG